CAUACAGGCGUCCGAGGCUGCCGGCCGAGCAGAUGCACUCCAGCUUUCCUGCGGCCGCGACGCAGUCAGCCAUGUGCAGAGCGGGUUGCGCCUCCUGCCCUGAAGCCGCUCUGCCACCACCAGUAGAAUCGGCUCCUCCGACGGCAUCGCCUACGGCGUCACCUGCACCUACAGCUCCACCGCCAUUAGCCUCAUAUGGCACCAGGGGUGCGAGAAUCCUGCCAUUCUACUUUCUAGGUGGCCCACCAGGAGGUAACCAGGGCGGCUGCCUCAGCGACAGCUUCUACGAGACGGUCAGGAAGUCCACCGCGCUGCUUGCGGCUGCAGUGUUAGCCGUCCUAAUGACUUCUGCACUAUUAGCUAUCUCCAGCAGGAAGAACACAAACGUCAGCCAGGACGCACCUAAGACGUCUGUAGAUACAACACUUGAUCGGCAGUUGAUGACAGAACUCGGACGAGAGAUCAAAUUGUGGCCCAAGCGGAGUUCAGCGCCAGCCGACUCUACGAGUCUUCUGCUUCACCCCAUUCCUGCCGUGGUCGUCGGAGACACGCCUGGCGCGUACUGCGAGACGGAAGCCGCGUGCGUGCCACUGCUGCGUAAAUACAGCGACGAGCGCCAGGUCCGGUGGAACUUCCUCGUAGAUGUGGCGGGCAACGUCUACGUGGACCGGGGCUGGGACGCUGCCAGCAGCGUGUCGUCCUGGCUACAGGGCUGCAACAUAGCAGUAGCACUCGUGGGCAACUUCCAGGACCAAAAUGCUACCGACAGUAUGAUGAACUCGCUGCGGCAACUGCUGGAAUUCGGUGUGAGCUCGGGUAAGCUGAGACCCGACUACCGACUCGUAUCGUACGGCCAGGUGGACUCCGUGAUCCCCGUUAAGAGUCCGGGGGACGGCGUGCUGAGAGUGAUAAACGGAUGGCCACAUCGAUGCGUGGCAGACUGUGACCUUGGCCUAGAAUGUCUUCACUCAACACGUAUAGUUAAGAACCGUUAGACAAAACGACCAUUUUAUUCGAGAUUAAGAUAAAUUGCGUGAAACCGUAGGCAAUAGUUUUGUACUUAUUCUAGUGCUGCUAAUUUUCUUUGAAGAUACCUACACAGUUACUAACAUUUAUUUCAGUGACCCCGUAUUCUCGUACAGUUUCGGCCAUGGGCCAUUUAUAAAUGCCUACGUAC
Schistocerca piceifrons (Central American locust) is the source of this 1177-nucleotide messenger RNA. Its product is annotated as peptidoglycan-recognition protein LA-like. Gene Ontology annotation, biological process: peptidoglycan catabolic process. NCBI's taxonomy places the organism in Eukaryota, Metazoa, Arthropoda, Insecta, Orthoptera, Acrididae. The record is from RefSeq and is a predicted model, not a curated record. Gene Ontology annotation, molecular function: zinc ion binding; N-acetylmuramoyl-L-alanine amidase activity. The transcript has 4 exons. Bases 33 to 995 code for a protein of 320 amino acids.